GAAAACGAGAAGACCACCCUACUUAUGAAGCAAAAAGGCCACGAAGAAUUGAGAGAGUUGAUUGCCAAGCCCGCAUUGAAUUCAAAAUUGAUCGUAGUAAUGUUUGGACUAUAAAAAGAGUUAUAUUGGAUCAUAGUCAUAAGUGUACUAGUCCAAAUAAAGUUCAUAUGUUACGGUCACAAAGGAAAAUUUUACCAGCACAAAAACAAUUUAUGAAUCAAAUGGGUAAGGCCGGUAUUAAACCAGCUCAUGUUUUCAAUUUCUUUGAAGAAGGGACCAAAGGAAUUGAGAAUGUUGGAUUCCUUCGUAUGGAUUGUAAUAACUAUAUUAGUGGACAACGAGCUAAAUACUUACAUGGCCAGGAUACUCAAACUUUGUUAGAAUAUUUGCAAAUGAAGCGUAAGGAGGAUCCUUCUUUUUUCUAUUCUAUCCAAGUUCAUGAAUCAGGACAAAUAGCUAACUUCUUUUGGGCAGAUGGACGGUCGAUUGUUGAUUAUGCAUAUUUCGGUGAUGUCAUUUCUUUUGACACCACAUUUCAAACUAAUAAAUAUGAUAUGUCGCUCGCACCCCUUCUUGGAGUGAACAAUCACAAGCAAACGGUUAUUUUCGGAGCGGCACUUUUGUGUGAUGAAACAACUGAGUCCUUUAUUUGGCUUUUUCAAACAUUUCUAUCUUGUAUGUGUGGAAAAGAACCCAUUACUAUUUUCACAGAUCAAUCGGCGGCCAUGGCUAAAGCAAUCUCAUCAGCUCUUCCUAAUACGUGUCAUCGUUUAUGUCUUUGGCAUAUAUUCCAAAAUGCCAACACGAAUCUCGGCCACAUUAUCUCAAAGUUUCCAGAGUUCUCAAAAGUACUUAAAGAUUGUGCCUAUGAAGCUCGUUCAAUUGAAAAUUUUGUGGCGAGGUGGGAAGACAUGUUGAGAACCUAUAAUCUUGAAGAAAACGCAUGGUUGCAAAACCUAUAUUGCCUUCGUGAGAAAUGGGCUGAGGUGUUCCGUCGUGAUUCCUUUUGUGCUAACAUGAGGACGACACAAAGAAGCGAGAGUAUGAAUAGCCAUUUGAAGCAAUUCUUUCACAAAAAACUAUCUCUUAGUGAGCUUUUGAAAGAAUAUGAUCGAGCCUUGAAGCAUUUUCGUGAGAAAGAAUUAUACGAAGACUAUAAAUCAAGACAAACUAAGUCAGUUCCCUUUUUGCCCGAUGUGCCCUUGUUGAUUACUGCAGCAAAUGUCUAUACGAGAACGCUAUAUAAAGAAUUUGAGGAUAAUUGUAAAAAGGCGUUUGCAAGUACUUGUCAACUAUUAGUUUUUGAUGAAUUAUCUAGUACUACAAAGGUAUCAAUAUUAUCAUCCACAGAUGAGGAGGUUGUCAUUUUGAACAAAGAAGAUCAUAUUGUACAAUGCACUUGCCGUAGAUUUGAGUAUUAUGGAAUUUUAUGUGCACAUGCAUUAAAGGUGUUGUAUAUUAACAAUAUUGUUGACCUCCCAAACCGCUACAUAUUGAGAAGGUGGACUAAGUAUGCAAAAGAUGGAAUAGCUUUAUGUGUGCCGCAAUCUAUGGUAGGUGAUGAUGCUUCAACUUAUGCGCGGGUUUGCCACAAAGCCCUUUCUGUUGCAGCCAAGAGCUCCAAUUGUAAAGAAGCUCUCAUCUAUUUGGAAAAAGGACUCAAUGCAUUAACACUAGGCGUGGAGAAAAUUUUGCAUGAAUCAAUUAUAGGGAAUGAAAAGAGUGAUGAUACUUUCGAUGCAUCGAUCCGACAAACCAUUGAGAUUGAUACAAUUCAUAGUCAUAUCACAGUUAAACCUCCACCACUACAAAAAGGGAGAAAAGAAAAGAGGAAAAGAAGUAUUCUGGAGAGAAAGAAAAGAAAUCCUAAGAAAAAUAAUAUAGCUCUGCCACAACAAUUGAGAUGA
Molecule: messenger RNA, 1907 nt
Organism: Ananas comosus (pineapple)
Lineage: Eukaryota; Viridiplantae; Streptophyta; Magnoliopsida; Poales; Bromeliaceae
Product: protein FAR1-RELATED SEQUENCE 5-like
Exons: 2
Coding region: 168-1907 (579 amino acids)
Biological process (GO): regulation of DNA-templated transcription
Molecular function (GO): zinc ion binding
Source: RefSeq, a predicted model, not a curated record